This is a messenger RNA of Lutzomyia longipalpis, 12364 nucleotides long. It is a transcript of the gene kcc, whose product is annotated as solute carrier family 12 member 4. NCBI's taxonomy places the organism in Eukaryota, Metazoa, Arthropoda, Insecta, Diptera, Psychodidae. The transcript has 17 exons. Gene Ontology annotation, biological process: chloride ion homeostasis; chloride transmembrane transport; chemical synaptic transmission. The record is from RefSeq and is a predicted model, not a curated record. Gene Ontology annotation, molecular function: potassium:chloride symporter activity. Gene Ontology annotation, cellular component: membrane. Bases 1461 to 4850 code for a protein of 1129 amino acids.
UAGAUUCUGAUACAAAUCUUUUCUUUUCUUUUCUUACAAUUCGUCAGUUAUUAGAUUUUUGGAAUUCUUGAAGAAAUCUUAUAAGAUUUUGACAUUUUUUUAUUUCUUUCCUUAAAAGGGUUUCUAAAAGAAAAUUACUUUUCUAGGGCUCUUUAAAGUUCUUUCUGAAGUUUUUCUUUUAUAGAACGACAACAGAACGAUUUAAAACUCUAUCUGUCAAAAUCUUAGAAUAAACUUUUAAGCUGUUAGAAAAGAAAAGAUUUUUAUCAGAAUCUAUCCCAUUGUUUUGUUGGAUCUUUUUUUCCCAAAAAAUAUUUUUAGUAGAUUCAAACAGCUGAAUUCCUUACGAUCCUUAAAAGGUGAAAUAGUCUAAUCUUAAAAAAAAAUAAACUUCAAAAAUAUUUAUUUUAUAUUUGAUAAUUCGAAAUUCUUCUACACCUCUGAUAUCACACUGUAGGCUUAACAUAAUUGGAUUUUCACUGUACGAUUCGUAAUGCAUUGAACAUUGUUUAUAAAAUUGUAAAAAAAAAUGCAAUAAAAUUAUCUCGUAAUAAAAUAUUGGCAGGAAUAGUUAAUGAUUAUAUGCCCGCUUAUCGUAGCUGAUCCCAGUGUUAAAUAGCAUGUUUCUUCUACGUUCUUAUUCUAUUUUGAAUGUCUAAAUUGAAUCGCGAUGGUUUUUACGAAAAAAAGAGAAGCUUUCUCAUUCGGAAACGAAUAAACUCCUUUUAUCACAGUUUGUACAAUUUAAUUUUAAUAAAGAUGAAAAAAUAUAUAACUGCCAAUAAAUGAAAAACAAAUUAAAAAUUUCAAUGCAUUUAUGAGUUCCUAUCGGUAAAUACCAUCUAUGUAACAAAUCGAACUAAAUGUCCUUUUUUUUCCUUUACCUAGAUAUGCAUAUAAAUAUAGUCGGUGCAUAAUAAUAAAGAACAAAUUACUCUGAAUGGAAAAUAUAUAUGGAACAGUUAAAAAAAAUUUAUGAAAUAGCAAAAGGUAAUUGGGGCAUUGAAAUUGCCGUAGAAUUGAAAUUUUCUUUAAAGUGUGUAAACAACAUAGAUAUAUUAUACUCUUAAUUUUGUGAAUAAAAUUGCUCAGCUUAGAGUAAUAUUUAGUCAAAAGAAUUCAACAUUUAAAAAAAAGAGUUAUAAUAGAUAUUGGAACUAAUGAAGUUUCCCUAGAGAUAUAAUAAUAAAAUUUUAUCAAAUUUAAAAGAAAAUAAAUAAUAUAUUUACAAUUUAAAACUCUAAAUAGUGAUACUUAUUAAAAAAAAUCAAAUAUUAAAUUUAAAAAAUUGUUGGUAUUGAGUUGCUUAAAAGCACUUUAUUGUGAAGUUCAGUUAAUUAAUUAUAUUUCGUGAGACUAUCGAGUUAAAAAGAAUUGUGAAAGCAAUUAAAAAUAAAAUACUUUAAAAAAAAAACAAUAAAUAAAAUUAACAGAAGUGAUACGGAAAAUAGAGAAGCAAAAUGUCGGGAAAUUGUGAGAAAAGUGUGACGGCGGAAUUGGAAAAAGCAGAGGGUAGUGAAAGUAGUGCAGGAAAUUCUGUACAGCAACCAACGGAAUCAUCACCAGCAAAAUCUGCUGAAGCUGGUGAUGCCACAGAUGAACAACCCUUUGUUGGUAACAACGAAAAAUCAACACACUAUGACACGAAUCUUUAUUUAUAUUCGGAAGAAAUUGAUACACGACCACGAAUAUCAACACUUAUAUCUUCCUUGGCAAAUUACUCCAAUACAAUUCCAGCUGCCUCGGAAGCCGAUUCAAAACCACCACCGCCCUCAGCGCGGAUGGGUACACUGAUUGGCGUGUAUCUCCCUUGUAUCCAGAAUAUUUUUGGUGUUAUCCUUUUUAUUCGUCUAACGUGGGUUGUGGGGACGGCAGGUGCUAUUUUUGGAUUUCUCAUCGUCCUAACAUGCUGCUGUGUGACAAUGUUGACAGCUAUUUCAAUGUCGGCAAUUGCUACAAAUGGCGUGGUACCGGCUGGCGGCAGUUAUUUUAUGAUCUCACGGUCACUUGGUCCGGAAUUUGGUGGUGCUGUGGGGAUGCUCUUCUACACCGGAACGACGCUAGCAGCUGCUAUGUAUAUCGUGGGAGCUGUUGAAAUUGUCUUGACCUACAUGGCCCCUUGGCUAUCAAUCUUUGGUGAUUUCACAAAGGAUGCGUCGGCAAUGUAUAAUAAUUUCCGAGUAUAUGGAACGUUCCUUCUUCUUGUCAUGGGUACUAUUGUGUUCAUUGGAGUGAAAUUUGUAAAUAAAUUUGCAUCAGUGGCUCUGGCCUGCGUCAUCUUCUCCAUAAUUGCAGUUUACGCUGGAAUAUUCGACAACAUCCAUGGCAACGACAAGCUAUACAUGUGCAUACUGGGGAAUCGCUUACUAAAGGACAUUGCUAUUGAGAAUUGUACCCAGGAGGAAGGUGGACAACUGUGGAACAUAUUCUGUGCCGAACAACCAUGUGAUCCGUAUUUUCUCAGUCACAACGUCACAACUGUACGGGGUAUUCGUGGGCUGGCGAGUGGAGUCUUCUUCGAGAAUAUCCUGCCAUCCUUCCUUGAAGAUGGACAAUUCAUUACUUAUGGUAGCAAUCCAGCUGACAUUGAGCAACUCGGAAGACCAACUUACAAUCAAAUCUACGCAGAUAUUACAACAACAUUCACCAUACUCAUUGGAAUCUUCUUCCCAUCAGUCACUGGUAUAAUGGCAGGGUCAAAUCGAUCUGGUGAUUUGGCUGAUGCCCAGAAAAGUAUUCCCAUUGGAACAAUUUGUGCCAUCCUAACAACCAGUAUAGUUUAUCUAUCAUGUGUUCUUUUAUUUGCUGGAACUGUGGAUAAUCUUCUUCUGCGCGACAAAUUUGGACAGUCAAUUGGUGGGAAGUUGGUGGUCGCCAACAUGGCGUGGCCCAAUCAGUGGGUCAUCCUCAUUGGAUCCUUCUUGUCGACCCUUGGUGCUGGACUGCAGAGUCUCACGGGUGCGCCACGACUUCUACAGGCGAUUGCACGAGACGGCAUUAUCCCCUUCUUGGCGCCAUUCUCCGUGUCAUCGAGUCGCGGUGAACCAACACGUGCCCUUAUUCUCACGGUAUGCAUUUGCCAAUGUGGCAUCCUUCUUGGGAAUGUCGACCAUCUGGCACCAUUGCUCUCCAUGUUCUUCCUCAUGUGCUACGGUUUUGUCAACUUGGCAUGCUUCCUUCAAACAAUUCUUCGUACACCAAAUUGGCGACCACGUUUCAAGUACUACCACUGGUCGUUGUCUCUCAUUGGGCUCUCACUUUGCAUUUCUGUUAUGUUCAUGACAUCAUGGUACUUUGCACUUAUUGCAAUGGGUAUGGCAGUCCUUAUUUACAAAUACAUCGAAUAUAGAGGCGCUGAAAAAGAGUGGGGUGACGGAAUCCGCGGUAUGUCCCUUACAAAUGCUCGCUAUGCUAUGCUCCGACUCGAGGAGGGUGAACCACAUACGAAGAAUUGGCGCCCACAAAUUCUCAUCCUUGCAAAAAUGACAAAUGAACUAACACCAAAGUAUCGCAAAUUGCUAUCGUUUGCAUCCCAGCUAAAGGCUGGCAAGGGUUUGGCCAUCUGCGUCUCGGUUAUGCCAGGGGAUUUCACAAAGAAUAGCGGACAAGCCUCUGCGGCAAAGCAGAGUCUCAAAAAGAUAAUGGAAGAGGAGAAGGUCAAGGGAUUCUGUGAUGUUUUAAUAGCCCGCAAUAUUCCCGAUGGCCUUUGUCAUAUCGUACAAACAAUCGGUCUGGGCGGUAUGAAACCAAACACAGUUAUUCUAGGAUGGCCAUACAGUUGGCGCCAAAGUGAAGAUUCUCACACAUGGCAAGCAUUCUUACAAACUGUCCGGGUAGCUUCGAAUGCAAAGAUGGCUCUCAUCAUCCCGAAAGGAAUAAAUUUCUUCCCCGAGUCAACGGAGAAAAUUUAUGGAAAUAUCGAUAUUUGGUGGAUUGUUCACGAUGGUGGUCUCCUAAUGUUACUACCAUUCCUACUAAAGCAACACCGUACGUGGAGAAAUUGCAAACUACGCAUCUUUACAGUUGCCCAAAUGGAGGAUAAUUCAAUUCAACUAAAGAAAGAUCUCAAAAUGUUCCUCUAUCACCUACGUAUUGAAGCUGAGGUUGAAGUUGUAGAAAUGAUGGACAGUGAUAUUUCUGCUUAUACGUACGAAAGGACACUCAUGAUGGAACAGCGAAAUCAAAUGCUGAGAGAGUUGCGCCUGAAUAAAAAAGAAUCUCUAGGCGUGGUACAAGCAAUUGUGGACCAUCAUCAUCCACAUGAUCAAGUAAAGUCAGCCACAAAAGUUAGAUUUGCCGAUUCAGCUGAACAUAAAAGUGAUGACAUCUUCAAUGAAAGUGGCCAAACAGAGGAAGCACAGGAUGAUGAUUCUGAAAAAGAGAAGGAUACAAAAGAAUUUACCGAAGAAAAUGAAAAAGACGAUGAUAGUGAUAAAAAUAAAACAAGUGGAACUUCCGCUGGAAAAGCAUCAGCCAAUAGUAUAAAAACCGACAAUGACGAUGACGAUGCGUCCGGGGUAGAUGAGAAGGCUUCACAGGAUCAGAAGUCACCUGAAAAAUCAAAACCAAAUUUUAAACCGGACGAAGGAAAUGUGCGAAGGAUGCACACGGCUGUGAAAUUGAACGAAGUCAUUGUCAAUAAAUCACAUGAUGCUCAAUUGGUUAUCUUGAAUUUACCAGGUCCUCCAAAAAACACUCGUAUCGAGCGAGAGAGCAAUUGUAAGUAUAUUUUUUUUAACUUUUUAAUUAAAAUAUUAAUUAACGAGGUAAAUUGUCGCUUCGCUCCAAUUUACCUCGCCCCGCUUCGCGGGGAUUUGUUGCGCUUCGCGCAAAUUUCAGAGAGAAAAUAAAUUAUGAUGGUUUAAAGGCAGAUUUGGGCCACUUAUCGAUCCCAAAAGAAAAAAUUUGCAAAGAGAAGAAAUCAUUUUCAUACAACAUAUCGGGCGCGAAAUUCAAAAAUUUGCAAAAAAUGCAUGACUUUUAUAUGGGGGCUACCUGAAGGGGGGCUUUGGGGGGGGAAAUGAAUACGGCCAUUCGAAAGCGCCUGAUAUAAGGAGUCUCUGUACCAAAUUUCAUCACGAUCGGUCAAACGGUGUAGAUUUGUAUAGCUGUACAGACACGAAAUCCUUUCUUUAUUAUAUAGAAGAUAGAUGGAGAGCUCUCAUCAAACCCAAAAGAAAAAAAUUUGCAAAGAGAAGAAAUCAUUUUCAUACAACAUUUCAGGCGCCAAAUUCAAAAAUUCGCAAAAAAUACAUGACUUUUAUAUGGGGGCUACCUGAAGGGGGGCUUUGGGGGGGAAAUGAAUACGGCCAUUCGAAAGCGCCUGAUAUAAGGAGUCUCUGUACCAAAUUUCAUCACGAUCGGUCAAACGGUGUAGAUUUGUAUAGCUGUACAGACACGAAAUCCUUUCUUUAUUAUAUAGAUAAAGGAAGAAGAAAAAAUAAUGUAACAAAAAUAUAUAAAACUUCUCAGAUAUGGAGUUCUUGGAAGUACUUACAGAAGGCCUCGAGAGAGUGUUAAUGGUUCGUGGUGGUGGCCGGGAGGUCAUUACAAUUUAUUCUUAAGCUUAAGGUUAUGAGAAAACUUAGUAACGUUAUCAUUAAGGAAUAAAAUUCAAUUCUUAGAGUCUAACUAUAAAAAAAAUUAGUCGAAAGAUAAAAUCAAGUGGUUAAAAAAAAAAGUGAUCAGCUACACAAGUUCGUAUCUGUACCAAAGAAGGAGCAAAAUGAAGAAAAUAGAAAAAUUAAGUAUUUUUAGUAUAAAAAAAAAUAAUAAUUUAUACAAGAAAAUGAAGGAAUUUUAAUCUGAAAUAUUGAUUAUAUUGAUUUGAGAUAUAUUUUUAUUUGUUGGACAACUGAAAAAAAUUAAAAUGUUUAUUGACACUGUUAUUGGAUAACUUUUAAAACCUAUAUCUCGUAAAUGAAAAAUUAAAAAAAAAAAACAUAAAAAAUUUAAUUUAUUUUCGUUAUUUUUUGCCAGUGUAACUGAAAGGUUUUAUAAAUACUUAGAGCACGUUAGAGUAUUCCUGUUGGUAUUGGUAAAGAGGGUAUAAAAAAAACAGAAAACAAAAGUAUUCUACUUAGAGAUGAUUUUUUGAAAUAUAUUUUCGAUGAGGUUUAUUGAACAACUAUAUUUAGAGAUUUAUUAGAGCGUACGUAUAUAUGACUAUAUAUGUAGAAGAAAUUUAUGGUAUGAGAAAAGGGAUCUAUUUUUCUGUAUUAACAUACAAGAUAGCCAAGGAUGAGACUUCUAUUCAAACUUAUAUUUCAGAAGAUUAAAAUGCAAAAGCAAAAUAUAAAAAAAAACUAAAUUAAGAAUAAAGUGAAAUUAAAAAAAAAAUGAAACACCCACAAAAGAGACAUGAGAAAGGAAAGCAAAAUAAUUCUAUAUAUUUUUUUCUCUUGUACAAAUUGAUUUCUAUUUUGUAUGUUUGCUCUUGUUAGACAACCAAACUGCCAUUAAAAUGUAUAUAGAAUUACGGUAAAAUAAUAAAAUUUUAUGAGCAACGUGAGGAAAACACAUGCAUAAAGGUUUUAAGAAUUACAUUGAGAGAAUUAAAAGAAAAAAAUAUAUGAGAGAAAAUUUUAACUUAUAUGAGUUUUGGGCCUAGAGAUUAAUAAAAAAUAAAUCUUCAUUGUAAACAUUUUAAAUCUUGUUACAUUUUCAGAUAAUUUAAAAAGACAUUUUUUUUGUAAUAUUUCAGCAUUAAACUUUCGAAUAACACUGCAGUUUGCGAAAAAAAACGUGCUACAGUUUUGCAAAAUAAUCUUGUAUAUUGAUAGAUUUUUAUGUAGUCACUUUCUUAUUUUUUAUCAUUUUGUUUUCUUUAAAAAAAAAUUAGCUAAAAAAUUUCGCGUGCCUUAAAGCUAAUUUACAAACUUCUAUGUAAUUUUUCUGUGAUUUUCUUCUUCUUUAAAAUGCUAAAUAAAUCAACACAAAAAAGGCCAUAUAUCUAUAGUUACCUACAUGUAUGUGGAUACAAUUUCAAGACAUAGAUGGAAAAAAGACAGUGAGAGAAAGACAUGGUCCACAAAGUCCAUAUAGGUAUUAAGGUCCACACGUAAUGGUUUAUUCAGCAUCAAGAAUUCAUCAAAAGAAAAAAAUCAAAAAUCAUAAAUGAAAUUUUUCUUUUAAUUAUCAAAACGUUAAAGAUUUAAAAAUUAUAUUUUAGCUUUGGCUUUAGCUUUUCUUCUUCAUAUUUUUUACAUAUAUUUUUUUAAAUUAUUAAAAUAAAUAUCAUCAAUAAUACAAGAUUUUGUUGCAAAUCAUUGACAACUUUUAUCUGACAUUUUCAUAAAUAUUUUUAGAUUUUUUUUUAUUCAAAUAAAAUUGAUUAUUCUGUACUUUUCUAAAAAAAAAUUUAACAAAAAAAGAAAAAGAAGAAAAAUUAAAUUUACACUAUGUUGUAAAUUUAAAGAAAAAGUAUAUAAAAAAAAAACCUUUAAUAAGCUCAUUUACUGUGAAUCAAAUAAUUAACUAAUGAAAAAAAAGAGAGAAAUGUUUAGUGCAAAAAUAUAUAAAAUUGACAAAAAAAAACAUAUUUAUAGAAUGCGGAAUUUAUGAGAGUAUGUAAUACUUGAAUUUAGGAAAAUUGGAAAGAUAGAUUGAGAAAAACUCCACCUUGUGUAAUCAAAUAAAAAUGCGUGUUUAAAAAACACAAAUAUGUGUGCGAUAAAAAAAGAGGAACAAUAGGGGAAAAAUUAAAAUUUAGGUAAAUUUGGAGAUGUACUUUAGAAAAAAAAAAUAAGAGGUUGAGUUUAGGCAACACAAAAAACGAUUUAAGUCGGAAAAAAUAUAAAACUUCAUGUACAUUUUAGUAAAAUUGUGUUACAUAAGAGAAUUUUUAUUUAAUUUUCAAAGAAAAUUGAAACAUUCCAUCUAACACUUGAGUAAAAAAAAAAAGAAUUUUUUUUUCUAAUAAAGUAAAUACAAUCAAUAUUGAACAAUGGAAAAAUCACAAACAUUGGUUAGAAUAUGUAUCAUUAAGUUUUAAAAGAGAUUUAAAUGCAGUCGUAAAUUACAAUUCACUAAAAGUGAACAAUUUAAUAUAUAAAAUUAUAAGAAAUUUUAACCCGCCGGGUAUGUCUCAAACUUAUGACGAAAAAAAACUUUGCUGUGUUUAUGCGAAAGAAAAAAAAUAUAAAUCUGUAUGUUUCAUUAUUCUCAAAUAAUGAAGUCUGCCAGCACUUAAAAAAUUUCGAAAUUUUCAAAAUAUAGUGAGACUUUUCGCGACUAUAAUAAAAAAAACUAAAGUAAUUUCGAAAAUAAAACCAAACAAUUCUGAAGCAAUACUACAUUUUAAAAAUUUAUGAAAAAUCUUUGAAUAUAAAAUACAUUAUUAAAGUAUUUCAUAGAUUUAUCUGGUACAUCACAAAAAAUUUUAUUUUGCAAAAAUCUGACACUAUAAAAAACAUUACAUUUUAUAGCUUUAUUUCAGCAAUGUUUUUAUUAAUUUCUUUUAUUUGAUAUUUCUCAUAAGUGAAGAUAAACUAUUAUUUAUAUUUUUGGCAGUAGUAUCGCGUGCAUUCGCUUUGAUAAGUUUAAAAAAAGUUUUUAAAAGUUUUUUUUUAAGGAAAAUGUCAAUUAAAUAAUUUUGAUUCUUUUAAAAUUAAAAAAAAAUCUUUGAAAAUUUUGUUAUUCAUAAAAAAUAAAUUUCACACUUAAAGUCGUGACUUCAUUUUAAUAAUUUUUAAAAUCUAAGAAAUUUUUAAAAAGUCGAAAUAAUUUUUAUUUGUCAAAUCGGUAUUAUUAUUCAUCAUAUUUAGUAUAAGUAUUUUAUUGAUUAAAAAUGUAUGUAUUAGUUAAUCAAACUGAUAUUUUAUUCGUUACUUUACAUUGACUGUUGGAGUUUUUCUUUGUUUGUUAAAACUUCAAUCGAAGUCUUUGAAAAAUUUUUACUAUAAAGACAAUCUUAUUUAACUCCUUUCAUAAAACUCAUUUUAUCGGAUGAUAAUCCUUGUUCUUGACAGUCAAUGAUGGUAAAGUUAAUUUUUUGCUUAUUCAUUUAAAAGUGGCAUAACGAGUUAGGUUAAUUUAAAUUGGUAAGACCAAGAUUUUUCGUUCUCUCCAAAAUAGUAAAAAUCAUGCAUAAUCUUAUAAGGAAUGAAAUAAUAUAAAAAAGGCAAAAAAAAGUUAUUUGUGGAUCGCUUUUUUAUCAAUGUGUUAAAAUUAAACUUUGUCCAUCCAUUUAGUUUCUUUUUAUACGAAAAUGUCUCCAAUCACGCUUACAUGUAAGACAAAUUUAUAGACCUUGCCUAUAUGAAGUAAAAGAAAUUAAAAAAAAUAGAAUAAAACCAUUUAAAUUAUUAUAAUAUAAAUAAAUUAUAUCUAGGUAUAUUAUUAUAAAUUUUAUUAGUGAAAGAAAUAUAUGUGCGUAGAUUUAGAAGUAUAUCGAUGACAAAAUGUCGCUCGAUUGUUGUAUUACAGAUUAACAAGGAAAAAGAAAUUAGAGAAAAAAGAAACAUAACGUAAAAUUUAAAACAGAAAAUAGGAAUCAAUUUAGAAGAUAAUAGGGAAGAAAGAACACAACUUUGAAAAAUAAAUAAAUAAAUAAAAUAGAACAAGAAAGACUAAAAUUGUAUUUGUGGACUUCUUGAUAUUUAGAAAGCAAACAAAACAGAAAAUUAGUGAAAGAACAAAUUUAUGUUAAACAACGUGGAAAGUACAAUUUGAAAGCAGGAAAAUCUUCCUUUAAACAUCGUGAACACACAAGAUGAUUCACAGUGAAGAAUUAAACAAACAAUUUUGCCAGAGCUGCUCUAGAAUUGCAUAUUUAAUUCUAAACUAAAAGAAUUCAUCAUGUGUGUAUCUAAUACAGUUUAAGAGAUGAAAGAAAUUCCUGUUCAAAUUUCGCACGUAGAAUGAAAAAAAAAAAGAAAUGAGGAACAGCACCAUAAAAUAAAUAUUUCCAUCUUAAAUGAAAAUAGAGAUGCAAAACUUAUUAGUUAAGUGGUAAUGUAAAGUUAACAAAUUAUUAAUUAAUUUUAAUUCACCACCGCAAGUAGAUUACUUUUAGAAUAUAUAAUCUAUGAUUUUUAUAUGAACGUAUAAUCAGUAACAACAAAAAAUCAUCUAUUUUCUUUUAAGUUACGUGAAAAACAUGGCUAACGUGUAAUGGAAUGCUAAUGUACUAACCCUUCAAAUGCCAAGCUGUUUUUUUCUGCUGCCAUUUCAAUUAAGACACAACUUUCUUAUAAAUAAAAGACGGAGACGAGGUGAAGUGGAUCACGUAAAACUUUUAUAAAAACUCGAGAAAAAAUCUAUAAUAUUUUUCGUCGAGAAGUUAUUUGAGAAAAAAGUUUCAAGGAGGGAAAGUUUUUCCUCAGAGCCCAUUCCACACCGCCUCUUUCCCCACAGAUAAAAGUUCCUCGUUUAUCUGAGACUGUUGUGAAUCCAUUAUACUCAUGGCUUAAAAAAUAUUCUUAAUUAAAAUGUAGGAGUUUUCUAAACAUAGCACGGAAAAGCAGAUAAAAUGGUUCAUCAACUAAUACAGACACACCUAGUACUUAUUUUAUAUGUAGUUCUUAGGUUUUGAUAUUGAAAAAAAAAUUAAUUACUGCUUUACAAGAAGAAGAAACGAGAGCUAUAUAGAGUACUUGUUAAUUUGUCCCCAUUUUCAAAUGAAUAGCACAGUUUAUCAAUACUUUAUGUAUAUAAUAAUCCUAAUCAAAUGAGUAAUUAACAUCACACAAAGAACAAAUAAAUGAAACAUAAAUAUUUAGCUUACCUUUACCUUAAAAAAUCAUCAGUUGAUGGACCCAGUUUGACAAAUUGGCCUAAAUUUUAUGCUUGGCAGAAGAAGGGUUAAAAAGCGGUAAAACAUUUUAAUACAAAAGAUUUAAAAAAUCUUUUAGAUUAAUUUAAAUUAUAUUUCCUAAAAUUGUUUAUGUAUUCCAUAACAUAAAAAAAUGUAUGCCUAUGUAUUUUAUUUGAUGAACAUUUAUUUUGUGUGAAGAAAAAACCAAAACAAUCAUAUAAUGAAGAGAUGCCAAAAGACUAAUGUUUUAUUAUUAAAAAAUAUAUAUACAUGUAUGUAUAUAUGAAAUAAUUUUAGUAAAAAAAAAGAAAUCAAAAAAAUCAAAAGGAAAAGAAAUCAGUAUUUAGAGAGAGAGAAAAAACAACAUCUAACAAAAAAAGGUUUAACUGGUGAGUUGUUUACUUCUGCGAUAGAAUGUGUUGAAAUCUAAAUUAUGUUGAAUCUGAUCAAAAUUAACAAUGAUAAUCUUUUAUAAUUCAUUGUUUAUAUAACAUUUUGAAUGUUCGAUUCUUAAAUUUUUUUAAUAUUCUGAAAGUACGCAAGAUUAUACCAAGCAAGGCUCUUUUUAUUUUUUAAUUAUGUAUAAUCUUCCACAUAAAAGUAAAUAAAGUUUGAGAAUUUUCUUAAUUUUCUUGAAGAAGACUUUCCACUUUGCAAAUUUCAAAAUUAAAACUUUUCCAUAAUAAUGCAGUUUUUGUAUCAAUUUGUAUCCAUUAUAUGAAAUUACGGAAAUUACAUAAAGGGAAUUUGUAUGAGCAGAAAGAAACCAGAACCAAAAUACCAUGAUCUUUCAAUUAAAAUUAUCGAUUUUAAUGAAAACAUCCUCUUCUUAUCUUUACAAUUUCUUAUGCAAAAGUAAUGGUAAUUCGGAAACUCUAAGAUAUUAUUUAAAUUGUCUUUUUCACACUCCAAAUAUUCGACCCUCUUGGGGCCUUCCUUGAAAAAAAAAUGGUUUUACCCCUAUACCCUUUUCAUGAACAAGAACUUUCUAUAUAAUUUAUUUACUGUGGAGAUUUAUUAAACUUUCAGAAUCAGUGAGAAAAAUAAAUUAAUCAUGAUUAAAAAAUGUCGAAAGAAUCACAACUUUUAUUAUCUUUCGGAUAAUAAAUUAGUCAUGAGGCUACGAAAAUGUAUUACAAAAAAAAACGGAUUCUAUCCCCAAGAAAUUUUCAUUAGAGGCAUCCAGAAUAGAAAAAAAAACAGAGUAAAAAAAAUUAGCAUACUUUAAGAGAUGAUAAUGGAGAUGAAAAAGAACAUUAGGAUGAACUUUAUGAUCAAAAUUCCGAAUAGGAAGUGAAAUAUUCGUUUGUUUUUCCAACAUACCUACAUAAUAGUACCUUCAAAUCCCUAUUAUAAUACAAAUGAUGCAUCCUAUAAAAAAUGCAUUAACAAUAAUUUAAGAAAAUUACAAACCCAAAAGAAAUACACAUUGCAACCAAUAAAAGAAAUGAAAUGAUGAACCCUAUAAAUCCUGUUACAACAUAACAUAAUUAUAUCUCUAAAAAAAAUGAAAAGAAAUGUAUUAUCAUAUAAAAAAAUAUAUUGAAAAAAUUAUAGUGAAUGUUAUAAUAAACAGAAGUAAUUAAUAAAAUUAUAAGAAUACUUUAA